Perognathus longimembris pacificus (Pacific pocket mouse) is the source of this 973-nucleotide messenger RNA. It is a transcript of the gene C7H1orf146, whose product is annotated as chromosome 7 C1orf146 homolog. Gene Ontology annotation, biological process: synaptonemal complex assembly; reciprocal meiotic recombination. Bases 48 to 647 code for a protein of 199 amino acids. Gene Ontology annotation, cellular component: chromosome. The transcript has 5 exons. The record is from RefSeq and is a predicted model, not a curated record. Lineage: Eukaryota; Metazoa; Chordata; Mammalia; Rodentia; Heteromyidae.
CACACUGUUUUCCCCUCCCAUUCCCCUCCCCAUAAACAAAUAUCUCUAUGUUAUUUUUAAUUUUCUCAGAUUGUGACACCGCUAGGAUCUGGGCCAGUCCAAAGAUGGCUGACAGCAGUAGAAAAGAAAGAAAUUGGACGACCACUGUUAUUAUUAGCUCAUCUCUUAAGAGCUAUGAGAUCUCGACUGCUCUAGAAAAUCGAAGCUACAAGGUUCGGUAUUCAGAAUCAGUGGAAGACGGAUUAGUUAUAUUUUCUCGUUCUGGAGUUGCAUUUCUAUUGAUGGAUGCUAAUGAAUGCAUUAUGUCAGCUGAAGAAAUAUUUCUAAUCAAAAUUGAGAAGUUUAUUAAUCUUCACCGAAAUAGUUUUUUGGUUCUGUCUGCUGCACUCCAUGGGCCUCAAGAAUGGAAGUUGAUGUUUAGGAUUCAGCAGAGAUUCCUGGGAAGUAACUUACGGUUGCUUCCAGUACACAACACAGUAAAUGCUAUUAAUAUUAUGUGCACUAUAGCUAAGACUACCUCUAAACCAAACAUAGACACCAUCUGCUAUAGAAUGAUAACAACUAAAGCUUACAUCAUAGAGCAAAGCCCUGUUUGGAAAACACUUCAAAAGAUAAAACUGAGUAGUGAUUCAGUUAGCCCAAACUAAUUGUUAGUGAUUCAAUUAGCCCAAUUAUAAACAUUUUCUUUUGGGAAAAAUAUUUAAAUUAAGCCUCUUUAUUAUUGUUCAAAUAUGUAGUAAGUUAUGUUUAAAUAUAUGCUUAAAUGUUUAUAUUAAAUAAUAUAUGUACAACCAACUGAUUUGAGGAGUUUUGUCCAGUAAUUCUUUUAAUGUUUAGAAAAUAAUAGAAAAUAAUUGGUACUGAAACUAGGGAAGAUAGCACUUGCCUAGCACAGGCCUGAGGUCACUACUUCCCAACACAGAAAAAUAAAAAAGGGGAAAAGAAAAUAAUUGGUACGCGCAUAUAAAACUCA